Cercospora beticola is the source of this 2957-nucleotide messenger RNA. RefSeq lists its product as uncharacterized. Lineage: Eukaryota; Fungi; Ascomycota; Dothideomycetes; Mycosphaerellales; Mycosphaerellaceae. Gene Ontology annotation, molecular function: GTPase activity; molecular adaptor activity; GTP binding. Gene Ontology annotation, cellular component: septin ring; cell division site; microtubule cytoskeleton. Gene Ontology annotation, biological process: intracellular protein localization; cytoskeleton-dependent cytokinesis. The record is from RefSeq and is a predicted model, not a curated record.
UGUUGAGAAGAGGCGGUUCGAAAGGAUAAUUCGCUGACUCUCCGAGUGUUUUGUUGUCCUGUUUCUCCUUUGGUAACGCUGCGCAGCGUGGGCGGCUAGACGACAUCUUGUCCUACGCUUCGCGCGAAUGCGCGGAUCAGCACACUUAGCGAGGUCGUGCAAUGAUUUACCUGGUGAUCGCCUCUGGACUACUGACCCUUGAAACAUGAUGGCGACCGGGUAUUCUUCCGCUGACCAGCUGCGCGAUGCCGACUACACGACGAGCCAUCGUUCCCCUCCACCCAUACCCUCAUCGCCGCGCGGCCCUCCCUUCGUCAAUCAGCGUGAAGCCUUCUCCGCUGCCGUCGCGAACGCCAUUGGAGUGGAAGAACGGCAUUCAGAGCAGCUGCCAGACAGCCGCCCGCUCGCGCGAGUGAACACGACUGGAUCGGGCGCGAGGAAGACGACCGGGUGGCCUAUCGCCGACGACAACGCGUUGACUAACGGCGGGCCCGUUGGAGGACGGAGUCGAGCGGCGAGCACUGGUGACGGCGGGGCGUUUCCACGAAAGCGCAGCUUCAGCCUGUUGCGCAAAUCCAACACCAGUUCGUCGCGCAAGAAUUCACUCGACCAGCCCGAACGCGCCUUCUACGUCGCCGAGCCGACGGCACCACCGCUUCCGAAGACUCUCUUUGCGCAAGUACAGCAGGAAGCAGCAAACCGCCCGCCGCAGGCAGGCAAGACAGGAAGCAUGUUGCGCAAAGUCAGUGGCAUGGGCAGCAGUCGGCGGAAGGAGGAGCAGGAGAAGGCGAAGAGGGAAGCCGCGCAGCCUCGACAGCAACCACCGCACCUCCCUUCAUUCGCGCCGCUGCCAGGAAUGAAUCCGUUCAGCGAGGAACGACCGGACAGCGUGGCCAUCUUCAACGCUGCUUACACCACUUCAUCCGCCUCCGCAUCUGGCCCCACCCGACCGACCGCCAACUUCUCUCGUCCCAGCCAGUCGCAAGGCAUGCCGUCGAGCUCCGCCAUGAGCAGUUCUUCGCCGCCAGGCUACUCGAGUGGCCGGGCUGACAGCGCCCUGAACAGCUCCUCUCCGCCUGUUCCUUCGGCCAAAAUCAAUGGUGUCCACAGCAGUGGCGAGUAUGUAGCGCCAGACCUCUCAGACACCACCAGCAUGGCGAAUCGCGGCCGCUUCUCGUACGCAUCAACUACAACGAAUGUUAACGCGUUCAACAGCCCUCGCAGAAUUCGGCGCAAGAAGGACCCGACACCAUUCAACAUCCUCGUUGUCGGAGCUAAGAACAGCGGCAAGACUUCUUUCAUUUCAUUCCUUAAGCACUCGCUAGCCUUGCCCCCUGGCAAGCAGCCUCAUGGGAGCGAGCCCGAGCCACAGACUUCGUAUGGCAGCCGCGGAAGCUCCUCGUUCACUUCGACAUACCUGGAAUCGGAGAUCGAAGGAGAGCGAAUUGGUCUGACGUUAUGGGACUCCCAAGGGCUGGAAAAGAAUGUGGUUGAUCUGCAGUGCAGAGAAUUGGCCGGGUUCGUGGAAAGCAAGUUUGAAGAGACGUUCGCCGAGGAGCAGAAGGUCAUGCGUACGCCCGGUGUCAAAGAUACGCACAUUCAUUGCGUGUUGCUGGUGCUGGAUCCCGUUAGACUCAGCGCUACUAUUGCUCAGCAGCCCGGCGCCAAGAGAGCUGCAUCCACUCUCGACAGCGACCUCGAUCUCCAGGUAAUGCGGGCUCUCUGGGGCAAGACUACGGUGAUUCCAGUCAUCGGGAAAGCAGAUACGAUCACUACCGGUCACAUCACGUACCUGAAACGUACUGUAUGGGACGCUAUCAAGACUGCCAAAUUGGACCCCCUGGAAGCGUUGGAGCUGGAGGAAGACUCUGAAGAAGAGGCCAACAGCGAAAAUGACGACACCGGAUCCGGAAAGUCCAACUCUUCUUCCCCGGGAGGGCGGGGCAAGUCUCACCGGCGUCAAUCGAGCCUGUCCUUGAUGGAAACCAGCAAUGGAGAGACGCCGUAUCUCCCAAUGUCAGUGUUCUCGCCGGACAUCUACGACCUGCCUCCGUACGUGCCCGCACCAAAGAAAGGAGAGAAGAUCGGACGCCGAUUCCCAUGGGGCUUCGCGGAUCCGUACGAUGCCAGCCAUUGCGAUUUUGGACGUCUUCGCGACAGUGUGUUCUCCGAAUGGCGCGUGGAGCUGCGUGAUAUCAGCCGCAGAACAUGGUACGAGAAUUGGAGAACAUCGAGGCUGAAGAAUCUCCCAGGCACGCGCCAGCGUGUGCAGGGUGGGGUGACACCGGUUGCCAGCGUCCCCACAGGCGGUAGAAUCGCCUCUUCGCAAUCGAGACAGACGUCGCUCCAAGCCAAUGGCGCCGACUCUGGUGUUGAGAGGAAGGUGAGCAACAUUUCAAGCUCCGGAUCGCUUGGAGUGCCGCCGGUCUCGAGCCCAGGCUUGCCUACACGGGAUGUCUCUGGCGGGAGUCUGAGUGGCAGCGUCCGCGGAGGGGCUUCGAGAGCCUCAGAAUCGAACGCUCCGUAGGAGGAGAGAGAGCGUCAAAAGCGAGAAGAACGAGCGUCACGUCAGCAUACCUUAGAGCCUGGAGCAUGCGGACGCUUUUCAGCACGACCCAUGGUAUACUGAAGCAAGGGGGAUUACAGCCAUUCCCGGGAAGAAUGUGCAUUUUUUGUGUCUGUUUCGUUUCGAAGACUUUACGCUUUUCAGCGACUCACGGCCGGGUUCCAUCAGCUUCUGUGGACAGAGCAGAGGAGUUUUGGGACGUUUUUGUUUCGUUAAUUGACUUUUCGAAUUGUAUAUACCCCCAGAAUGCGGAUCGUUUCUUUGGUGUCUAUUUUGUUUUGCCUACAAUUUGAGGAGCUAUCACUACAACGUGCUCUGUCAUCUUAGGGCCGCUUCUGAUCUCAGUCUGUCCAGAGUCUGUUUCACUCAAGAUUAGCUCGGAUGGUCAGCG